AUGACUUAUUAUGAGGAUGAUAGUGUGGUGCCAGAGCUAAGAAUGAGCAUGGGCGGUGAUAAAAUUGAUGAUGAUGGAGAUAAUAGCAAAGGGAAUUAUGUGAAUUUGAGAGAUGAGAAUGGGGUAGGUAAAAGGUGCAAUCGUUAUGGUUGUUGUUGGGGGUUUGGAGGGUCUGUGUUCUGGUAUUGGGUUAAGUUGGCUUUGGUGCUUACAUUUUUUGGGUUAAUGGCUGCUGCUUGUUUCAUGUGGGUUGGCCCCUUCGUGAUGGAUAAGGAGAUUAUCCCUAUCAUAAAUUGGGAGACAACGACAUUUAGCACUCCGGUACUGGCAGUUCUGCUCUUUGCCUCUGUGGCAUUGUUCCCAACUCUACUUCUACCGUCGUCUCCUUCCAUGUGGGUGGCUGGGAUGACAUUUGGUUAUGGGUUUGGAUUUCUAUUAAUAAUAACUGCAGCGGCUGUGGGUGUGUCACUUCCAUAUUUCAUUGGCUCUUUGUUCCUUCAUAAAAUUCAAGGGUGGUUAGAAAAAUAUCCAAAGAGAGCUGCUAUUUUGAGAGCAGCUGGUGAAGGAAACUGGUUUCAUCAGUUUCGAGCUGUGACUCUGAUCAGGAUUUCUCCAUUUCCGUAUAUUCUGUAUAAUUAUUGUGCUGUUGCAACAAACGUUAAGUAUGGUCCUUACUUCUUGGGAUCGCUGGCAGGAAUGGUACCAGAGAUAUUUGUUGCGAUCUAUACUGGGAUUGUCAUACGGACCUUGGCAGAUGCUUCAAAUGAUGGGCACACCCUCUCAGCUCCUCAAAUUGUCUUCACAGUGUUUGGUUUUUGUGCCACAGUGGUUGCCACGAUUAUCAUCACGGUGUAUGCAAAAAGGCAGCUCAAGGUGAUGCAAGAUGAGCCACUACUGGCAUAG
This is a messenger RNA of Dovyalis caffra, 903 nucleotides long. The record is from the annotation of a GenBank genome assembly. NCBI's taxonomy places the organism in Eukaryota, Viridiplantae, Streptophyta, Magnoliopsida, Malpighiales, Salicaceae.